Molecule: messenger RNA, 1356 nt
Organism: Sinocyclocheilus anshuiensis
Lineage: Eukaryota; Metazoa; Chordata; Actinopteri; Cypriniformes; Cyprinidae
Product: chondroadherin-like protein
Exons: 2
Coding region: 63-1151 (362 amino acids)
Molecular function (GO): protein binding
Source: RefSeq, a predicted model, not a curated record
CUCUGUAUGUGCAAACACACGGAGUGUGGUAUACAGGCACAUCACACACGGCUGCUGCUCUGAUGACAGACACCAAACUCAGAACCUCCAGGAUGCAUCUGUUGUUCGUGCUUCCCUUGGUGCUCGAGGUCCAGUCCAUCUCCAAGAGCCACAACUUCACCUACGACUGCACCUGCCACCUGGAGAUCAAACUCGCCAACUGCACCAGCAGCAAUUUCACCCACCUGCCCGCCGCCCUUCCACCCUUCACCGAACAACUGGACCUGUCCCUCAACCACCUGAGUGCCAUCCGGACCCAAGCCUUCCACAGCACACCAAGACUUCGCGUCCUGCUCCUGAACGACAACAUGAUUGCCAUGCUAGCCAACGGAGCAUUCUUUCUUCUAGAAGGACUGUUGAGGUUGGACCUAAGCCGAAACCGAAUCUCAUUCCUGAGUGAAGGAUUUUCACGGGGUCUCGGUUCCCUUCGAGAUCUGUCACUGGCUGAGAACCGAUUGAGCAGCUUGGACAGCAGUUGUUUCGUCCACUUUGACGCCCUCCAAAGACUCAACCUCAGCCAUAAUGCUAUAGAGACCAUCAAGAUGAGAGCGUUUGGGUCCAUGAGUACCCUACGCCAGCUACAACUCAACUCGAACAAUUUAACGGUUCUCAAAAAUGGCAUCUUCUCCAUGUUACGAAACCUCGAAGUCUUGAAUUUACAUCACAACCAGAUACACUACUUGGACGUCGGCGUGCUUUCGCCAUUGACCAGUCUCGCUCUACUGGACCUCACCAACAACAACCUCUCCACGAUUCAGUUCAAGACCUUCCUAAGUCUCAACACGUACAGCACUCACAUAAUGCUCCAAGGAAACCCAUGGGAUUGUGACUGCGAUCUGCAGCGAGUCUUCCGGAAGCUCUGUAACGUCAAGCGGCUGUUCCUGGAUGACUAUGACAACCUCACCUGCGUGAAUUUGGACGAAAGUCACAGAAACUACACGAUGAAAGAGGAGUUCUGCGUUGCAGAGAUGGUUACUGUCCUGGUCAUCACCAUGACGGUGGUCAUCACUGUUGUGGCUGCCAUCGUCAUGGCAGAGAAGAAAAGGGAGAAAAAGAACAAAGAAAAGCAUUGGACGGAAGUCGGCGAGUUGUCGUGUGCAUCGCAAGCCUGAACCAAUGGCCUUAAUGCAAAAAGGAAUAUUAAUCUUGCAUUAUACUUGUAUGUAUAUGCUUUAGGUUGUCGAAUUCAGGGUUUCUGAACGUAAAUGUAAGACUUUUUAAGACCAAGUAAAGAAUGGAACACAAUUCGUCAAUAUGGUCUCUAAAUGUAAAUGUCUUGUAUUAGCAACGCUUCAAAGUUUGUAAAUACAAUUUCCA